Molecule: messenger RNA, 1875 nt
Organism: Macroventuria anomochaeta
Lineage: Eukaryota; Fungi; Ascomycota; Dothideomycetes; Pleosporales; Didymellaceae
Product: histone deacetylase 1
Exons: 3
Coding region: 1-1875 (624 amino acids)
Molecular function (GO): histone deacetylase activity
Source: RefSeq, a predicted model, not a curated record
AUGGAGGGCUCUCACAUGGAGGCCAGCACUGGGUCCCACAGCCUGGCGGGAGGCAGCGCGUCGCAGCCGAAGAAGGUCGCCUACUUCUACGACUCGGACGUCGGCAACUACGCCUAUGUGGCGGGCCAUCCCAUGAAGCCCCAUCGCAUCCGGAUGGCCCACAGCUUAAUCAUGAACUAUGGCCUCUACACCAAAAUGGAGAUCUACCGCGCGAAACCGGCGUCCAAGUACGAAAUGACGCAGUUCCACACCGACGAGUACAUCGACUUCCUCCACAAGGUCACGCCAGACAACAUGGACAGCUAUGCCAAGGAGCAGAGCAAGUACAACGUCGGAGACGACUGUCCCGUGUUCGAUGGGCUGUUCGAGUUCUGCGGCAUCAGCGCCGGUGGCACAAUGGAGGGCGCCGCGCGUCUGAACCGAGGGAAGUGCGAUGUCGCCGUCAACUGGGCUGGCGGUCUGCAUCACGCGAAGAAGAGCGAAGCCAGCGGGUUCUGUUAUGUCAAUGACAUCGUCUUGGGUAUCAUCGAGCUGCUGCGCUACAAGCAGCGCGUUCUCUACAUCGAUAUCGACGUGCACCACGGUGAUGGCGUCGAAGAGGCUUUCUACACGACCGACCGUGUCAUGACCGUGUCCUUCCACAAGUACGGCGAGUACUUCCCCGGUACCGGCGAGCUUCGCGAUAUCGGAGUAGGCUCUGGCAAGAACUACGCUGUCAACUUCCCUCUCCGCGACGGCAUCACAGACGAGACCUACAAGAACAUCUUCGAACCCGUCAUCGAGGCUGUCAUGACCUACUACGGCCCCGAGGCUAUCGUGCUUCAGUGUGGUGGCGACAGUCUGUCGGGAGACAGGCUGGGUUGCUUCAACCUGAGUAUGGCCGGUCACGCCAACUGCGUCAAAUACGUAAAGAGCUUUGGCGUUCCUGUCAUCGUGCUGGGUGGCGGUGGAUACACGAUGAGGAACGUUGCCCGUACCUGGGCGUACGAGACUGGCGAGCUUGUCGCAACGCACAUGUCCAAGCAGCUGCCCUUCAACGACUACUACGAGUACUUCGCCCCAGACUACGAGCUCGACGUCCGUCCGUCGAACAUGGAGAACGCCAACUCGCACGACUACUUGCACAAGAUCAAGACAACCGUCAUCGACAACAUUCGACGAACGGGCAGGCCUUCCGUGGAAGCUUUCACGAACAUCCCAGACAACCCAAUCUUGGCGCCUGCCGACGACUCUGAUGCUGAAGAUGAUCUGGACACAGACAUGAACCCCGAUGUGCGCGCUACAGAACGACAGAGGGAUCAGCGAAUCGAACACAACGGCGAGAUGUACGAGGACAGUGACGACGACGAAGACUACAAGAAUGGUCUCGGUGUCCGCGCACAGCCUGGCACCAAGAAGCGGCGACACAUUACUGACCAUCCCAAUCCAAACGCUGCAAAACCUGAUGGCCUAGAUGAGCUUAGGGCUUUGGACGAUGCCAACGGCGACAGUGCGCUCUCCACACGACAGACAUCACCAGCGGGCUCCCGUACGCCCGCGAUCGCGGAGCAGAGUGCAGGAGACGACGGCGAUGUGGAGAUGGAUGACGCAGAGGGUGCCACAACAGCUGCAGCGGCAGUAACUUCAACUCGAUCGCAGUCACCCGCCAACAACCUCACACCACCAGAGUCGCCCGCUGCAGCACCCGCUGCAGCACCCGCUGCAGCACCCGCCGCAGCACCCGCCGCAGCCGUGCCCGUCCCAGACGUUGAGAUGGCAGGCGCCGAUGAGGAGACCAAAGCAGACAUCGCCGAAGAGAAACAAAAAGGCGAGGCUGAGCGCGACUCUGAAAACGUGAAGGGCGAGGUGCGGACAGAAGUUGCCAAGGACAGCUGA